Didymodactylos carnosus is the source of this 561-nucleotide messenger RNA. The record is from the annotation of a GenBank genome assembly. Lineage: Eukaryota; Metazoa; Rotifera; Eurotatoria; Philodinida; Philodinidae.
AUGUCGCACUCGCAAUUAAGACAACGCCUACGCGUACCACCUGAAUCUGAACUUGAAACAGUCAGUCAUUCUGUAGCCUAUGAACAAAAUGGAAAGAAAUAUUUACAAUGGUCAUUAAUUCCACUCAAACAAUACAACUUUUCAGUUCAAGCUGACAUCAAAUUAGAUGGAAUUUAUUUACAAGAAACAUUAUUAGAUUUAGGUUUUAAGGUGCAGAUAUAUGAAGACUUAACAGCAGUACAAAUUGUGACCUGUUUGGAAGAUGCUCUUACCACUGAUCAUUCAAAUUCUGAUUGUUUGGUGAUUAUUCUUUUAUCAUGUGGUAAUGAUAAAGAACUCGUUUACGCUAGUGAUCAUGCUAUGUCAAUUGGUUUUUUGACGUCACAAUUUAAACUAGCAUCAACGACAUUGAGUGGGAAACCGAAAAUAUUUAUUUUACCAAUACUUCGUAGUCAACAUCUUACAGAAUUAAUGAACAAACAAAUAGCAUUUGUUGACGAUAAUGAAACACCCAUAGUAGAUGAUUUUCUUAUGGUUUAUUCAACUCUGCGGGGUGAGUAG